CCGCAGCGUCAGCGAGAUCAGGGCAGGCGGGUGCAGGCAUGGAGGGUGACAGGCAGCGGCCGGUCCCCGCUGGCUCCCCGGGCUGGCCCCAAGGCGAGCGUCUGCAGCUCUUGCUGCGCCGGAGCCGGGAAGCCAAAAGCUGCGCGUAUUGCCCUUACAGCCGCUUCCCGGUGGGCGCAGCUCUGCUCACUGCCAGCGGGGAGAUCUUCUCUGGGUGCAACGUGGAGAACGCCUGCUACACCCUGGGGGUGUGUGCUGAGCGCACUGCCAUCCAGAAAGCCAUCUCUGAGGGGCACACCAGCUUCAAGGCCAUGGCCAUCACCAGUGACAUGGGAGACCACUUCAUCGUGCCCUGUGGCGGCUGCAGACAAGUGAUGAGAGAGUUUGGCACGGACUGGGACAUCUACCUGACCAAAGCAGAUGGCACCUACAUUGUCAAGAGGCUGGAGGAGCUACUGCCACUGUCCUUUGGCCCUGAGGACCUGAAGAAGGUGUGAGCAGCCCUUCAGCAGCAGAGGAGGAUGGUUUUUUCCCCCAAUUUCCCCAAUGUGUAAGAAGCUUUUUGGGGACUCUGCAAUGGGAAAUGCAUUUAUAGCAUGAAGUUACCCCGUUCCUCUCACUCAUCUUGUGAUUCAGUGCUGAUUCACAGGUGCUGGCCUCACCUCACCCCAGGGAAAUGGCAAAAUCAAAUGGUAGAAUUUCCUUGUUAUUAGAAAAAGAAAGUGUCCAGAUAUUGCUGUAGUCAAGGGGGAAGCUCCCAGGCAGAGAAGGGUUUGAUGCAUGGCUCAGACUCAGGCUUGUUGGUACAGAAGCUGCUCCUGAAUAAUGCUGAAUCUUAGCUGGGGAAAACACUUGAUUCUUUUCAGCUUGAAAGAAGUGAAAGCAAAAAGGAAAGGCUCCAUCAGCCCUAACAGUUAUGAACAAGCCAAUUUGGAUUAAGUGACACUUACCACACUCAUCACAUCCUUUACUUGGUUCUCUCCAUCCUGUUUUUCUUGCUUUUAUGAUGUGUGUAGGGAUGAAGAGGGAGAGCAGUUUCUGGGGGCUUCUGGAGACUUUUGUGUCUCCAGGGUGAAGCUGUUUGCUGACUGUGCUGUUAAUUUGACACACAAUGAAAAUCAAAGGCAUUGCCUUUCCACACCAGCUCUGGGUUGGGCAUUACUGCCUAUGGCCAAGCAAAUUAACAAUAAACCCCCUCCUAGUCCUG
Molecule: messenger RNA, 1207 nt
Organism: Colius striatus (speckled mousebird)
Lineage: Eukaryota; Metazoa; Chordata; Aves; Coliiformes; Coliidae
Gene: CDA
Product: cytidine deaminase
Exons: 4
Coding region: 39-497 (152 amino acids)
Cellular component (GO): cytosol
Molecular function (GO): cytidine deaminase activity; zinc ion binding
Source: RefSeq, a predicted model, not a curated record